AUGGCGUCGUGGCUGUCGGCCGGCAGUAUCGACGAUGGCACUGUCGUCCGCCGUGUCAGCGCCGCUAAUCCUGCGCUCAACAUCAACGCUACCGAUCUCUUCUCCCCCUCUAAGCUCGAGUCUAUUUUUACCAAGGACGAGAGCUUACCGACCACCGACGAAAAUGAAAACCUCUCCUUCAUCCCAUCGCCCACUAAGGUUCCGGCAGUCAACACCAUGUUGGACGAGUCUACCCUUCCGUCAGACCUCUCUCAAGGCACAUCGAUCGCCAUUCAACCAAAAAAGCGCCAAUCACUCGGCACAGGAGAUUAUUUGUCCGAAGCCAGCCGAGUUAUGACAUACCUGCGACAAGGCCCCGAGCGCAAACGCUCAACACUUCGUCGCCAUCCUUCUGCCGACAUCGAGCCUUCAAUACUCUAUGAGGGACCCGAUCACCGGUGGGUCACACCUACAGACCCUGGUGAUCUCAGCCUGCACCUCGACCCAAUGCCGGUCUUCGACUCACAGCUCAACAAAAUCGAGGUUAAGGGCCCAACCGUGAUCCAUCACGAGAUUCAUGAGGAUGAUUUUUCUGCUGGCGAGGACGAAGAGGAGGUCACAGAUCCAUCACGUAGUGGAUCUGACAGAUCUGUUUCUGCGAAGUCAGAUACACCCGCUGUCCGUCCACCUUCGAAGCGUAUGGAUUGGACAUAUGAGGGCGAUUCGCCGGCUCCUUCAUCGCCUGCCGUCUCCGAGGAGGCUUUUGCCACAGAGCAGAGACCACCGAGCGUGGUACGCUCGCCAUCGAAGCAUAGCGACUGGGUUGAAAAUGCUGUCCCACAGAUGCCCUCAUCUCUUGAGCCCGCAGACGCCAUCGCCCCAUCGAUGAACCCGAUCGGUCGAUCUUUCUCGAAGCGUGUCGAUUGGGUCGAUCCCACCCUCUCCCAGGACUCAUAUCUGCUCAACAGACACGCGGACACUGUCGCUGAUGCUAAGGGCCCGACAGUCAUCCGCUCUCCUUCCAAGCGUGUUGACUGGGUUGAGCAAGCUCUCACCCAGCCUCCAAGUCCUCAAUGCGAGACGAUGCUUGAAGAAACCAGUGUCCUAGGCCGCAUUUUCAGUGCCCAGAGAGCUACACGCUCAAGUUUUGACGCCGUAGAGGAGCGGCCUCGGAUCCCCACACGACCGAUCAGAUCUUAUCCCGUUCCUCAAUAUGGCGCUCGCGAGCUCUCUGAACCUCCACCUCCUCGUGCUAUGUCUGAGUCCCAGAUUAUGAGGCUCCCACCUCGUCCUGCUGCGCCGACGCCGCCCAUAUCUAGGGAAUACAGCUUGACGACACGCACCCCUCAUGGUAAAAACUACAGCAUACUUAGUCUGACUCCGCUGCCUGACUUUACUAUGCAUGAGGACGAUCCGCAACACCCUGAGCGAAGCUUCAUUGACGAGCGCGCCCACGCCAGGGCCCUUCGUCAGGCUCAUGGAACCCUUGCACUCUCUCGAGAUGCGCUCAUCAAAGCCAUUACCGAUGCAUGCCCCGGCGAACUCUACUGGGAGAGUAUCCUGACCUUGGAGCUCAACGGCAAGGGCCUCACCACACUACACGGUCUUGAUGAGUUCUGUCCGAACCUCAUCGAGCUCAACGUGGCCGAUAACCAGAUCACACAUCUGCAUGGCAUUCCACCUUCUGUCCGAGUACUGAAUGUCUCGAACAACCCGCUCUCCACCAUAGUGGCUUGGAGCAGUCUCAAGAAUCUUCAGAUUUUGAACGUGUCAGGCAACCACCACUUCACCAGUCUUGACGGUUUCGGCGAUCUCAUCCACCUGCGCAGUCUCAUCGCCAACGAAUGUGCCAUUACCAAUAUCAAUGGGAUUCUGGAGCAUGAUGCAUUGCUUGAAUUACAGAUUCGAGGAAACAAGCUGAAAUCAGUCGACUUCGGUGACGCCCAGCUAAUUGAUCUCAAACAGCUCGACCUCAGCAACAACCAACUCCAGGCUGUCACGAACCUUCAACGUCUUGCCAAGCUUCGCGAGCUACAUGUAUCUCACAAUCAUCUCCGCGAGAUCAUGCCGGCGGGUCGUCGCGGACCAAAAUUGCUCGAAGAGCUGGCUGCAGACCACAACGAAAUGCAGUCCUUCAACUUCAAGCAGUUCCCCGGCUUGAAAGCGGCUUUGCUCGACAAUAACAAGAUAACACGGGUUCAUGGCUUCGGAAAAACACGAUACCUAGAAGAGCUCUCCAUCUGUAACCAGGACGCCACGAGCGAUCUCAUUAAUCGUAUCAUGUCCACCCCGAAUGACUGCUUCAAACUCAUCCUCUCGGGUAAUGCAGUCGCCAGCGGAUGCCUCGACAUGCCAGUCCUUCCACAGCAUAGCCUGCGCCAACUACAGCUCGUCGGUUGCGGUAUUAAGCAACUAGGAGCGGGCUUUGGGCAACUGUUCCCCAACCUUCGAGGGUUGAACCUUAAUCACAACCAUAUUUCUGAUCUCAGCGAUCUUCAAGGCAUGUUCAAAUUGACCUGCCUGAGCGUUCAACGCAACCGCAUCAAGAAAAUGCGACGCACUUGUCUUCUGCUUGCGCGAUUUCCAGCGAUCUCGGAGCUCGACAUACGCGACAACCCACUGACUAUGGCGUUCCACCCACCCGCGGGUCCCGGAGCCAAGUCUGACGCCAAAUGGCUUCGAACACUGGACGAGAACACGAGGAUGCGCCGUCGACUUACAGAGCUCUUGCUCGCCGAGCAUUGCAAAAACCUCCAGUCGCUUGACGACAUUGCUUUUGACAGAAAAAAGGUCCUGGAGAAGGAAGAAGUUUGGCGGAAAUGUGAGGAGGUGGGAGUACUGCAGAAGCAGUAG
Cyphellophora europaea CBS 101466 is the source of this 2832-nucleotide messenger RNA. RefSeq lists its product as uncharacterized. Gene Ontology annotation, molecular function: protein binding. The transcript has a single exon. The coding region runs from base 1 to 2832 and encodes 943 amino acids. NCBI's taxonomy places the organism in Eukaryota, Fungi, Ascomycota, Eurotiomycetes, Chaetothyriales, Cyphellophoraceae. The record is from RefSeq and is a predicted model, not a curated record.